This is a messenger RNA of Salarias fasciatus (jewelled blenny), 4350 nucleotides long. RefSeq names its product oxysterol-binding protein-related protein 1-like. Gene Ontology annotation, molecular function: cholesterol binding; protein binding. The transcript has 27 exons. The record is from RefSeq and is a predicted model, not a curated record. NCBI's taxonomy places the organism in Eukaryota, Metazoa, Chordata, Actinopteri, Blenniiformes, Blenniidae. The coding region runs from base 1 to 2883 and encodes 960 amino acids. Gene Ontology annotation, cellular component: plasma membrane; cytosol; perinuclear endoplasmic reticulum.
AUGGAGGAGCAGCUUCUCCUCUCUGCUGCAGAGGGAAACUGCGCGGAUGUUCAGAAGAUCCUCCAGUCCAGGAUCCACCAGGCAGGAUCCUUCAGCAUCAACUGCAGAUCCAGGAGCCAAACCAGCCCGGGAUGGACUGCUCUCCAUCUGGCCUCCAGCUCUGGACACAGGGAGGUGGUGGAGGAGCUGCUCAAGGCAGGUGCUGAUGUGAAUCUGCAGAAUAACGUAGGCGACACGCCUCUGCACAUAGCUGCACGUACUGGAAAAAAGGAGAUUGUUCUGCUGCUGCUGCGUUACGACGCCUGUGCCAGCAUCAUCAAUGGAACGGCUCAAAUCCCGAAAGAUGUCACAGAAGAUGAUGAAAUCAUUACCAUGCUGGAGGCGGCAGAGCGAAGGGAGACGAGGCGGCGGGAGGAGAAGCUUCUGGAAGCAGCCAGAGAGGGAGAUCUCACCACCCUGUCCAAAUUGCUCAGCGAGAAAGAGGCUCCAGAUAUCCACUGCAGGGACUCGGUGGGCAACACGCCCCUGCACUGUGCGGCCUACAGGGGGCAGAAGCAGUGCGUGGUGAAGCUGCUCAAGUGUGGAGCCAAAGCUGACAUCAAGAACAACAACGGACAGACGGCUUUCGACCUGGUCCGUACUGAUGAGCUGAAGCACCUUCUGGCAGCUUAUCAGGAGAAGGAUGUGACCGGAGGAGUGCCGAAGAUUGAAGGCGCUCUCUGGAAGAGUUCUCGCUUUCUCGGCUGGAGAUGCCACUGGGUUGUACUCGAGAACGGAACAAUCUCCUGGUACCCAAGACAAGCUGAUGCUGUGGCUGGAGUUAGAAAGCAAGGCAGCAGGUCCCUGUCCCAGUCGUACUGCAUGGUCAAACCGUGGGAUAAUUGCUUCUUCAUGCUCAGAUGCUUUGAUGACACUGUGCAUUAUUUUAAAGUCCCAUCAAAGACCGACUCGGUGACAGCCAGAAAGAGAUGGAUGGACGCGCUGGAGAAGCAUGCGUCUUACAGCACUCGCCACUGCACCCAAGAGGAGCUCAUCGAUGAAGUGACGGGCGACGGCCCGGCAGAAAUGGGGAACCUGACACAGGCCUUUCAGGCAGCCCGCGCCUGCCAGCAGAAACUGGAGGCUGAAGUGUCGAUAUUUCUCUCCAUGGUGAAGAACGAGGAGAACUCUGCCCUGGCUGCGCCUCUUCUCCUCAAAGCCAGAGAAACCAGUGAACUCUCCAGUGAAACCUGCAGCGCUCUGCAGACGUGUCUGGAGCUGCUGACAAAACAGGAGGAGGUGUGGAGCCUGAAGGUGGAGCAGGAGGUGGAGAAGAACAAAGCUCUGACCGAAUCCCUGCAGAUUUUGGCCACAGAGCACCACGAACUCAAACAGUCGCAGUGUAAGAACAGGAGGCCAUCCACCCUCAGCACCAUCACCCAGGAUGUCUUCUACGAUGCUGUGUCAGACUCGGAGUCGGAGCUGUCAGUGAGUGGCUUCCUGUCCGUGGCCAGUUGCUCCUUCGAAGAGGACGAGGGGAGAGACGCCCCCCUUCUUCUCCAUCCCAGCGAGCACCGGGGGCCCGCCGGCAUGUCGGGGGAGGGUAACCAUGGCAACGCACCAGCCCAGCACAACGGAGUCAAGAAGCACAGAGACUCGCUGCCGACUCCCAUGUUCUCCAGGAAUGACGUGAGCAUCUGGAGCAUCCUGAAGAAAUGCAUCGGCAUGGAGUUAUCAAAGAUCGCCAUGCCGGUGAUCUUCAACGAGCCGCUGAGCUUCCUGCAGCGACUGUCUGAAUACAUGGAGCACACCUACCUCAUCCACCAGGCCAACGCCGCCACAGACUCCGUGGAGAGGAUGAAGUGCGUCGCAGCGUUCGCUGUGUCGGCUGUGGCCUCGCAGUGGGAACGGACCGGGAAGCCCUUCAACCCUCUGCUAGGGGAAACCUACGAGCUCGUCAGAGACGACCUGGGCUUCAGGUGGGUGUCGGAGCAGGUGAGCCACCACCCUCCAGUCAGUGCCUUUCAUGCCGAGGGCUUCAAGGAGGACUUCGUCUUCCACGGCUCGAUUUACCCCAAACUGAAGUUCUGGGGGAAGAGCAUCGAAGCCGAGCCCAAAGGAAUCAUCACGCUGGAGCUUCCCAAGUUUAACGAAGCCUACACCUGGACCAACCCCACCUGCUGCGUCCACAACAUCAUCGUCGGCCAGCUCUGGAUCGAACAGUACGGCAACGUGGAAGUGAUCAAUCACAAAACCGGAGAGCGAUGCAGCAUGACGUUUAAGCCCUGUGGCCUCUUUGGAAAGGAGCUCCACAAAGUGGAAGGAUACAUCCUAGAUAAAAGCAAAAAGAAGCUGUGUGCGAUCUACGGGAAGUGGACGGAGUGUCUGUACACGGUAGACCCGGCUGCGUUCGACGCCCACAAGAAGAGUGACAAGAAGAAUUCAGACGACAAGAAGGGCAGCAAACAGAGCAGCGUGGACGAGGAGCCGGAGGAAAUGCCCCCGCCGGACGCUGAGACGGUGCAGGUCAUCCCGGGCAGCGAGCUGAUCUGGAAGAUCACCCCUCGACCAGACAACUCGGCCAAGUUCUAUGCGUUCUCCACAUUCGCCAUGCAGCUGAACGAGCUGGAGAAGAGCAUGGAGGGCGUGGUUCCCCCCACAGACAGCCGCCUCCGCCCCGACAUCAGAGCCAUGGAGAACGGAGAUAUAGAUCUGGCGAGCGCAGAGAAGAAAAGACUCGAGGAAAAACAGAGAACGGCCCGGAAGAAUCGCUCUAAAUCCACAGACGAGUGGAAAACGAGAUGGUUCCAACAAGGCCCCAACCCUCACAACAAAGCUCAGGACUGGCUCUACGUGAAGGGCUACUGGGACAGGAAUUACACUCAGCUGCCUGACAUCUACUAACGCGUAGCAACUCGCACAGACACACACAGUUCUCAUCGUGUGUGUGGAGAAAAAAAACACCCCUAAAGCUAUGAAUGAUUCCAAAUCAACUAUAAUCAAUAGUAAAGCACAAAAACCCCUCCUUUUCUUAUUUAUUGUGGCGUUCGGCCACUAAAGUAAGGUAUCAGCAUGUCCUGAAAAACCUAGAAUGUAUCUUAGAAACGUUUGUUACAUCGAUGAAGCGUUGAAACCUCAGUUUUACUGUUAGUCAGUCCUUGACGGGCAGAAGCAGCAGCUCAAACAUUAAAGGUGCAGCAUGUGAUAGUUUAUACCUAAACUAAUCCCUGAUUUCAGCUGUGUGCAUGCUGCGCUGUAGCCACUGGAGUUAACAUGUUAAGCAGGCUGCCUGAAAAAUGAGCUCACUGCUGCCACCUAAUGGAGACACGUGGCAUUAUUUCACCUUUCUGUUUUUCCCUCAAAACAAUUUCAUACAAAUAAGAGAUUUUGGUCUGGAAAUGUUUAAAAUCAGCCACGUUAUUAUAAAUCAGCUGCAGUAGGGGGUGGUAUGGUGGAGUAGUGGGAAGAGCCGUCACCCAUCGUUUGAAUCGGGUUCCUUCAGUUUGGAGUUUGCAUGUUCUCCACUGGUGUAUUUCUGGUGCUGUGGUUUGUUCUUACGACCCAAAAACGUACAUGUAAACUUGAUAACUUUUUUUUUUAUAUAUAUAUAUAUUAUUUUGGUUGUUUUGUUUUUGCUCAUUUUAGAGAGUUUGAGGAAAUUAUUAGAGUAAUUUGUGUUUAUUUUUGUUCUCUUUAUCGAGUCAAAAUUUUUUUUGUCUUUUCUUUGUAGCAGUUUUCAACCUUGGGAGGGGCUUCAUUGUAUUAUUUUCUGGCACUUCAGAAAUGUGAUUAUCAUGGAAGAUCUGAAAGUUAGGAGCCACCGAUUUAAUGCAUCAGUCUUUUUUUUUUGUUCCAUUUUAGUAUUUUCUCCAACACCAAUUGAAACAAAAAUCAGAACUUUAAAAAAGAGCAUUAUAUUCGUUACCAAUCAAUCAGAGGAGAAUAAGUGAAGUUUUGAAUUUAGAAAAUAGACAAAUAUUUCAUGUUAAUUCAUAGAAAUGCAUAUUUGAGAUUUACUGACUUUAGCACGUGUUUGAGGCUGUUUCCUUACAACAAAAAAGGCAAAAACUAACAAACACGUGUGGAAACGUGAGGAUAAUUCGAAGGACUGUGGCAGUAAAACUGUGGUUUGGAACAAUAAAAUGAAUUAUACACUUUGUGCUGUCAAGAAACCAACAGGAAGUCAACCUGGUUCUGCACUCAUAGGUGUGUGUGAGUGUUCUGGGCAUAGAUUAGUAAUCUGAUCCUCUUAAAGCUUUGUGCAUUGAUCUAUCGCUGUAAAUGCAUGUAUAUAACUAUGCAAGUUGAGCGUUGAAGACUUUUCCUCACAGUAGCUGCUCCAUGUAAACAAUUCAAGGGUGUUUUUUUUUU